Molecule: messenger RNA, 494 nt
Organism: Aspergillus caelatus
Lineage: Eukaryota; Fungi; Ascomycota; Eurotiomycetes; Eurotiales; Aspergillaceae
Exons: 1
Coding region: 200-448 (82 amino acids)
Source: RefSeq, a predicted model, not a curated record
CUGGAUUUCAAUUCAUGAUCGAUAGCAUUGCUGGCGUCUACGAUGCACGCCUCAGUUAAACGAGUGCAUGCAAGCUGAGUGACACCCCUAGGUGGCUAUAGCGUUCGUUACAAGCCGCUGGCACUUUGAUUUUUCUGCUCCAACAGUGGGCUAUCACGAACUUGCUUCAACAUUUAAUUUCGUAUCUAACUCAUGAUAUAUGCGUGUAUUUGCAUGGUGGCUCAUUUGUUUAUUUUUCGUCUCGAUUUUAGAUACCACCUGCAUUUGUGGUUUGUGUCUGUGGUCUUAUCCCGUGCAUGUGGAGAGGAAGGGUGGCUAUCUGACGGUUUUCUCUGUUGAUUUUGAUUUUGUUCUUUUGUGGUAUUCUAAAGGUCUUGGUCGGCGUCGACUGCACCUGCUAACCGAAGCAGGAAAUGGGUACGGGAGGGAUCUUUCAUUGCAUUUCUAGCGGUUCAUGGAGGAUUGCCUCCGCAUACAAUACAUUCUGAAACUUC